CGGGGAUGUGCUGUGACCAGGUAGCGUAUUUAAUUUGCAGCAGACCUGCAGCUCUGUAUUUCCAGUCAUGGCUUCCUACAGAGUGAUGUGUGUGACGGCUGUGCUGACUCUGCUGAUUCCAGAGUCUGCGUCGCAGCUGUCUGUGUGUGGCAGAGCAUCUCGAAACACCAGGAUCGUUGGAGGAGCAGUGGCCCCUGAAGGCAGCUGGCCCUGGCAGGUCAGUCUGCACCGGUCUGGGGGCCACUUCUGUGGAGGAUCCCUCAUUAAUAAUCGGUGGGUGCUGAGCGCCGCCCACUGCUUCGAGACGAUCACAGCAGGCCAGGUGACGGUGUACCUGGGCCGUCAGACUCAAGCAGGACCGAACCCCAACGAGGAGUCUCGGAGCGUCUCACAGAUCAUCAGUCAUCCUAAUUACAACACUGUUACAGAAGACAACGACAUAGCCCUGCUCAGGCUGGCCUCAGACGUGCCCUUCACCGACUACAUUGUGCCCGUCUGCCUGGCAGCCUCAGACAGCUCCGUCCACGCGGGGGUCAGCACCUGGGUCACCGGAUGGGGUGCAUUAACAGAGGGAGGCUCUGUUUCUAAUGACCUGAUGGAGGUGCAGGUGCCGGUUGUGGGGAACAGACAGUGUAACUGUGACUAUGGAGUGGGUGAAAUCACAGACAACAUGCUGUGUGCCGGGUUCAGAGAAGGAGGAAAGGACGCCUGUCAGGGGGAUUCAGGAGGUCCACUGGUGAGCAAACAGGGUGAUGUUUGGAUUCUGCUGGGAAUCGUCAGUUUCGGAAUUGGUUGUGCCAGACCGGAAUUACCAGGAGUGUACGCCCGAGUGUCCCGCUACAUGAGCUGGAUCAACAGCCAGAUCAUCACCAACCAGCCAGGCUACGUCAGCUUCACGUCCACGGGGACUGACAGCGACCUGAAUGUCACCUGUGCAGGCCUCCCUCCGAUAACAACCACCAUGACCCCUCCAGACUCAACAACCUCCCCGAUCAUAGCCACCACCACCAAAACCCCUCCAACCAAAACUACCACCACCACCACCACCACCACCACCACAGCCGUUCCAACUAAAACUACCACCUCCCCAACCAAAACGACCACCACCACAGCCCUUCCAGCCAAAACUACCACCUCCCCAACCAAACCACCACACCACAGCCCUUCCAGCCAAAACUACCACCUCCCCAACCAAAACCACCACCACAGCCCUUGCAGCCAAAACUGCCACCUCCCCAACCAAAACCACCACCACAGCCCUUGCAGCCAAAACUGCCACCUCCCCAACCAAAACCAGUGCCACCACAGCCCUUGCAGCCAAAACUACCACCUCCCCAACCAAAACCACCGCCACAACAGCCCUUCCAGCCAAAACUACCACCUCCCCAACCAAAACCACCACCACCACAGCCCUUCCAGCCAAAACUACCACCUCCCCAACCAAAACCACCACCACAGCCCUUCCAACCAAGACUACCACCUCCCCAACCAAAACAACCACCACAGCCCUUCCAGCCAAAACUACCACCUCCCCAACCAAAACCACCACCACAGCCCCUCCAACCAAGACUACCACCUCCCCAAUCAAAACCACCAAAACCCCUCCAACCACCAGCACGACGUCUCCAGCCACCACACCCACACCGGUGGUGUGUGGUCAGGCCCCGCUGAACUCCCGUAUUGUGGAGGGGAGCUCGGUGGCCUCAGCUGGCAUUUGGCCGUGGAUGGCGAGCCUGCAGAGGAACGGAUUGCACGUGUGUGGUGGAACUCUGGUGUCCGAGGACACUGUGAUGAGCGACGCCGGAUGCUUCUCAAGGUGAAUCAGAGGGUCUCCUCGGUGGCGUCCGAGUGGACCGUGGUGUUGGGUCGACUGCAGCAGAGCGGCUCCAACCCCUUCGAGGUGACGCUGAACGUCAAAAACAUCACUCUGAGCAGCCUGAGUGGCUCCAACGUGGCGCUGCUGAGUCUGUCCAGCCGGCCCACCCUGUCUGACUACAUCCAGCCCAUCUGCCUGGACGACGGACGCACCUUCGCCGAGGGAACCACCUGCUGGGCCGCCGGCUGGAGCUCAGGACGAGGAGGAGAUCAACAAGUUCUCCAGGAGAUCCAGACCUCAGUGGCCAGCUGUGGAGACACGUCCACCUCGGACAACAUCUGUACCUCCAGCUUCAUUCUGGAGCAGGGCGACUCCGGUGGUCCGUUGAUGUGUCCGCAGGAUGGCUCGUGGUUUCAGGCCGCUGUGUUAACCACCGAAGACAACUCAACCAGCCGAGCUCGAGCCGACACAGUGAUGGUCUUCAUCAGAAUGACGAAGUUCAGGAACUUUCUGAGAGAGAACCUGGGACGGUCCUUAUCUCCGGCCUCCACGAACAGCAGCACAACCAACAACAACAGCACCAGCACCUCUGUGAACACCACCGCCACCCCAUCUCAGACCACCGCCAGUGGGGUUGCCUCCAGUCCCUCCACCUCCUUCAUUAUCUUCUUCCUCCACCUCCUGGUUCUCGCCAACAGUCUUAAAAUCUUCCCAUAGAAUCAUCCAGCCUGAUUUACAUGACGUGAUGAACACAUGUGAGAUGAAGGCGGAUCCAGUCAGAAACAGACAGCCUGUCCUCAGUCAGAAACCAAGCUAAAGACAUCAGGAACAAAACUCAACACAGUCCAGAAACCAGAGAGAAACAAGACAAACUGGUCAGAUACCAUCCAGUGCCGGAACAAAACGAGCAGAACAUCAACCUAAAUAUAGUUAAUCAAAUCAUCUACAAAGAGUACCAACCAGUCAGAGGUGGCUGAUAAAAACAUCCUGUGACUAAUGUUACUGCUGCUGGAAAAGAAAAAGGAUGAUUGACUAUUUAAUGAACAAUUCCACUUUGAGCACUUUCCUGAUGUUUCCUUAAAAAGAAAAGAUUGAAAUGUAUACUACGCCUGCUUUUUAAUGAACUGUCAGCAGUAUAAUUCAUCAUCGAGGUAAUAACUAAGAGCAAGUUAUUAGAAGACAAGUACAGUUUCUGUGUUGAAUUGUACUUUUUUGUGUAUGUGUUAAUUACAAGUUCACAAAUUGUGCCAUUGACUGAAAUUGCUCCAAGACUGAUUUACCAUCAAAUGAACAAUUUUGCCAGCUUGAAGGUUAAAAAAGGAACAAAAAGCUUCCUUGUACUUGCUACAUAGAUAAGACAGAUAAGAACCGCCGGCAAGUUUAAAGUAUAUUUAUUCCCUCAGUAUGAAAAUAAACAAUUGCAGUACUGUG
Molecule: messenger RNA, 3247 nt
Organism: Salarias fasciatus (jewelled blenny)
Lineage: Eukaryota; Metazoa; Chordata; Actinopteri; Blenniiformes; Blenniidae
Product: mucin-5AC-like
Exons: 10
Coding region: 68-2533 (821 amino acids)
Biological process (GO): proteolysis
Molecular function (GO): serine-type endopeptidase activity
Source: RefSeq, a predicted model, not a curated record